This is a messenger RNA of Cuscuta epithymum, 1608 nucleotides long. Lineage: Eukaryota; Viridiplantae; Streptophyta; Magnoliopsida; Solanales; Convolvulaceae. The record is from the annotation of a GenBank genome assembly.
GUUACUAACCCUUCCAUAUAUACAUUUUUUUUUUCAGCAAAUAAAAGUAGAAUAAUCGAUCCAUAUGUUUCCCUGACCGAGGACCAUUCAUCGGUUCAUCCAGUGUUUCCCCCUUUCUCAAGCAGCAGAGACGCGCCCAGAGAUGGGAAGCUCGAGCACUAUCAUCCCCAAUUUCAAUCUCAACGCUUCCCGCCGCUUGAAAUGCCUGAAUUCUAGAUUCCUAAUUCAAAGAAUUCUUUUACAACCGCCCCAAACAAAACCCAUGCUUGCCUUCUCGAGUACAAACAGAUUCGGCAGAACAGUUUGCUCCGCUGUUGAAGACGCUACGAAGAAACGACAAGGCGCCGGUGUAAGCACCAAUGGAUUCGGCUCAGACAGUGAAGACAAGCUCUAUACCUCAAAAGAAAAUAAACUGACCAAUAAAGAAUCAGAUGACAGGGAAGGAAACACUCUCUAUGAUUUUCUUUAUCCCAGUAAAGAACUUCUGCCAGAUGAUAAAGAAAUGAGUAUCUUUGAUCAUUUAGAGGAGUUGCGUCAAAGAAUAUUUGUGUCUGUUUUGGCUGUUGGGGCCGCUAUGGUUGGAUGUUUUGCCAUCUCUAAAGAACUCAUAUUGUUUCUUGAAGCCCCUGUUAGUGAACAAGGUGUUCGAUUUUUACAACUUGGCCCUGGCGAGUUUUUCUUCACAACUCUAAAGGUUUCAGGAUAUUGUGGUCUCCUCUUAGGGAGCCCUGUGCUUCUCUAUGAGAUCAUAGCCUUUGUGCUUCCAGGUUUAACAAAAGCAGAGAGAGGAUUCCUCGGACCCAUUGUGCUUGGAUCAUCUGUUCUUUUCUAUGCCGGAAUUGUCUUUUCAUAUUAUGUCCUCACUCCCGCAGCCUUAAAUUUCUUUGUUAAUUAUGCUGAAGGGGUCGUGGAAUCGAUAUGGUCCAUCGAUCAAUACUUUGAGUUUGUGCUUGUUCUCAUGUUCAGCACUGGGUUAUCUUUCCAGGUUCCAGUUGUACAGCUUCUUCUGGGGCAAACCGGUCUAGUUUCUGGAGAUCAAAUGUUGUCUGUUUGGCGGUACGUCAUUGUGGGGGCCGUGGUUGCAGCUGCAGUGCUCACUCCGUCUACGGACCCACUCACCCAAGUUUUGUUAGCGGGCCCCCUGUUGGGGCUCUACUUGGGUGGAGCAUGGGCGGUAAAGCUUUCUGGGAAAUAGAUGGACUUAAGGAGCAGAAGAAAACAUGUUCCUAAUGGCCGAAAGAUUCUCAGGCUCAGAUGUGUGAUGCAUAGGGAAGUUGGGAUUGAUGAUCCAUAGAAAGUAUAUUGAAACAUAUAUAGGUAGCUUUUCAUUUACUCAAUUAUUAUCAUUAUAUUAUUUUCAUGAUCUUUUUCUUUCAUUUUUAAAAAUGCUGUACCUCAAACCAUGGGGCUUUAUCUGCCUCGAGGUGGUUUAGUAGCAUGUAAAUUGUAAGAUAAUGUGGCUUAGGAAGGGCGUCUCUACACUUUUUGCAACAAAGGGGUCUUCUACUUGCCCUUAGUAGGGUUUGAACCUCCAUGAUGACCUCUUUAUUAUGAGGAGAGUGUGUGGACUGGAGUUGUAGUUAAAAUGUGAUGUGGCAUGUCUCCCGC